Lycium ferocissimum is the source of this 1055-nucleotide messenger RNA. RefSeq lists its product as uncharacterized. The coding region runs from base 120 to 734 and encodes 204 amino acids. NCBI's taxonomy places the organism in Eukaryota, Viridiplantae, Streptophyta, Magnoliopsida, Solanales, Solanaceae. The record is from RefSeq and is a predicted model, not a curated record. The transcript is spliced from 2 exons.
AAGAAUACAAGUAGACAAAGGACAAAGCAAAAGUUGUCCUUUCCACUUUGUAGUGACAGUCAGUACCUUUUUUUCAGUCUUCAAAACUAGUCUUCCGAGGUAAGCAAAGGGGGGGAAAAAUGGGAAUAUGGGACUUCAUAGAUUCCGGCAAAGAAACGGUGAAACGAUACACACCUGAUUUAGUAACUCCGGUGACGAAAGUAUGCAAAGCUUCUUAUUAUUACAGCACAACCGCCGUUAAAAAGAUGGAUAACGUCGUUAGAGUUAACGGCCUGCAAAAGCUGGGUCAGUACAUGUCUGAUGAUGAAGGCAGGGCUAAGAUGGUCAAUUUUAGUACAAAGUUCGUUAAAAAUGCUUCCAUUUAUGCCGCUAAAGAAGCUGCCAACAUCUUCAUUCCUGGUGGAAGGGCAGUCUCCAAAAUUUACUCUGAAACAAUCCGUGAAAUGGAGAUUGAGUCUAAAAAGAAUCAAGACACGUCGUGCAUCAAGGACAUAAUUGGCAAUUCAAGAAAGGAUACCACUAAUGCUGGUCCUCCGGGAUUGGUCGAUGGGCCAGAGAUGCUGGAAAGCAAAGAGCUUAAGCUGGGUUCUCAAAAUAGAGUUCAGGUUGAUUCAUUUACACAGCAAACACCAGAAGACGUCCUAAGAGUCUUCAUGAUGAAGGAAUUUAUGGGCACUCAUUUUCUCGACAGUUUGCUGGUUCCUAAUCAUGGACAACGGAAGAAAGUUAAUUGACAUGUCUCUGGCCAUCUCAUGUAUGUUUGUCUUACUGGAUUGUUGGUAGUGUAUGCUUGAAAGUAGAUCUAAGUUACCUCUUUGUCUUGUUUCCUUUGAAAGUCGCAUGACGGAAAACAAACUUUAUAUGUAUAUCGUCUAUGCGACAGAAAUUUCAACUCCAGUAUCGCUUGUAAUUAUUAGAUCUAAGUUAUCUCUUUAGUUUGUUUCCUUUGAAGUUACCUCUUUGUUGGUUCCUGAUCAUCGACAAUGGGAGAAAGUGUAAUUGAUUCUAGUAUGUAGCUGGACAUCUCAUAUAUGACAGUAGUAUUACUUGAUGGA